GGGCCACGGCAGGGCGUUUCUAGAGGGUUUCUCUUCUCACUCUAUGUGGUUUGAUUGAUACAAUAGCAUUCUACUGGUCUCCUGCAAAAGGACUUAAAUGUCUGGGGUAUGGAGGAGCGGUCUCCGCCAUCGAAAGCUUCCGAAAGCAGGCUUUACGGGAUGUCGCGCUAUAUCCUGCAGCGGGGUGCAGGCCGAAUCAAAAGGUCCUACACCUGACAAUAAGGCGUACUCAAAGACACUUCUAUUGCCCAAGACCAAGUUGACUCUUCGGAGUGACCCUUUGGAAAGUGAAGUCCCGUUUAGGAAUAAGACAACGAGGGACUUGUAUCAAUGGCAGUGGGAUAAUGCCAAAGGACCUCUGUUCGUCCUGCACGAUGGACCUCCAUACGCUAAUGGGCACCUGCAUAUGGGACACGCGUUGAACAAGAUUGUGAAAGACAUCAUUGUACGGUAUAAGGUGUUAAUGGGCCACAAAGUGCACUACCAUCCAGGCUGGGAUUGUCACGGUUUGCCCAUUGAGAAUAAGGUUUUACAGCAGCUCGGAAAAGAUCAAAGGUCGAUAGACUCCAAGACAAUACGGGACGCUGCUCGGAAAUAUGCCGAACAGGAAGUACAGCAGCAACGGGAGGAGUUCAGUCAACUCGGGAUUAUGGCGGACUGGAGCUCUGGAACGACUUAUCGCACUAUGGAUCAUGCCUAUGAAAUGCGGCAAUUACAAGUUUUUAAGACUAUGGUUGAAGCCGGGCUCGUAUAUCGACACUACCGACCAGUGCAUUAUUCACCGUCGUCAGGAUCGGCUUUGGCGGAAGCGGAGCUCACGUACAAAGACGACCACGUCUCCCACUCGGUGUACGUUGCAUUCCACAUGGACACGAAGGGGGAGAGCAUGCGCCCGAUUCUGAAGACCCUCUUGGCUUCUCGGCCUGACUCGCAUCUACUCGUGUGGACAACGACGCCCUGGACCUUGACAGCAAAUAUGGGUAUUGCGGUACAUCCGGAGCUGAAGUACUCGAUAUUGAGUCAGAAGAAGACUGGUAAAACCUUCAUCGUAGGAUCAACGAGGGUCUUUGACCUUACGGAUAUCCUCGGCGAGGUCGAGGAAAUUGCUCAGGUUGAAGGCUCCGAACUGGUGGACUCCACCUACUACCCGCUAUUCUUCCCCGUCGCUAAGGACGUCACUCCCAGAUAUCCCCUCAGGAUCCUGCCCUCCAACCAUGUCACGGCGGACUCCGGUACGGGUCUCGUCCACUGCGCGCCCGCGCACGGAGCAGAGGACUACAUGGUCUUCCGUAGCCUCGACCUGUUGAAGCCAAGGGAGGGAUCGAGCGACACCGGGAUGUUCUGCCACGUCGACGCUGAAGGUAAAUUCAGCAGCAAAGUCUCGGAGGUCGUCGGGGAGUCUGUAGGCCGUAAGCUGGUUGGCAAGGAGGUGCUGAAGGAUGGCAAUAAAGCGAUCAUUGAAGUACUGGGUGAUAUGGGCGUGCUGGUGAAGGUUCAGAAGAUUAAGCAUCGGUAUCCGUAUGACUGGAAGACGGAUCAGCCGAUCAUCAUGCUGGCCACUUCGCAGUGGUUUGCGGAUCUCAACUCUAUCAAGGGAGAUGCGCUCAAAACCCUUGACUCAGUAUCGUUCUUCCCUGCUGGUUCGCGAAGACGACUGCAGUCGUUUGUCCAAAACCGCUCAGAGUGGUGUAUCUCUCGUCAAAGAGUCUGGGGCGUCCCAAUCCCCGCCCUCUACCAUGUACCUACAGACACCGCCAUCAUGGACGGAGUCAGUCUGAAACACAUCCUGUCCGUUUUGGGAACAAGGGGCACAGCUCACUGGUGGGAUGGCUCCGUCGAGGACUUCGUCCCUCCGCACCUCCGGAAGGAGGGUGAGGACUUGGCCGCACUCUACCGCAAGGGCACGGACACGAUGGACGUAUGGUUCGACAGCGGCACGUCCUGGACCAUGUUGCGCGACUUGGUAAAAAAUGCAGACGCCGAACGGCCGUAUUACGCAGAUGUCUGCGUGGAGGGCACGGACCAGCAUCGCGGCUGGUUCCAGAGCCAACUGCUGACAGCUGUAGCUGCGACCAAGGCUGAAGGGCGGGUAGUGGCGCCGUAUAAGCAUCUGAUAACACAUGGAAUGGUCCUCGAUCCUGUGGGCAAGAAGAUGAGCAAGUCGUUGGGGAAUAUCAUUAGCCCGAUGACCGUCAUCAGCGGGGGAAAAGAUAAAAAGAAAGAACCGCCGUAUGGUGCGGACACUCUUCGUCUGUGGGCGGCGACGGUGGAGUACUGGAACGAUGCAGCUAUUGGCUCAAAUGUGCUCGCCCAAUGUGCCCUGUCUUUGCGUAAGAUACGCAAUUCGGCCAGGUUCAUCCUCGGGGUUCUCGAGGAUGGUCGCAGUCUGGAAUGUCUUGAGAGAGUGGCAGUAGGAUCGCGCAAUAUGUCUCUCGCAGACCGGUACGUCUUGCAUGAGCUCACCAAACUCGAUAAAGUUGCCAGGGAAGGCUAUGCCACCUACAAUUUCGCCAAGGUUGUCAAUGCCAUGAGCAACUUCUGCAACGUGACCCUGUCGUCGCUGUACUUCGAUGUCACAAAAGACUGCUUAUAUGCCGAUGCGCGAAAUAGUGCGCAGCGCCGAGCUGUCUUGACCGUACUCGAACAGGUUCUGCGCACAAUGGUCUUUGUGAUGGCCCCCAUCUUGCCGCACCUCGCGGAAGACGUUCAUCAUGUCAUGUCAGGCGCAGAAGACCCGGCGUCGGGCAGGUCGGUGUUCACCACGACUUGGGAGCCUUUGCCAUCCGAGUGGGAGAAUCCCUGCGUCGAAGGCGACAUGAAUCGCUUGCUGAGUCUUCGGACGGAUGUGCUUGCAUUGCUCGAGAAGGCUCGGCGGAACAAGAACAUCGGCAGCUCUCUUGAAGCUGAUGUCGAGAUUCUGGUGCGAAACCAGUCGACGGACAUUCAUCCCUUAUUACGGCGUGAACAGGACUUUCUGAGAACUCUUUUCAUCGUGUCUGAUGUAUCUGUCCAUGAUGAAACUCCGGAAGACCAUACUUCCCUUCCGUGGAAGCAUGAGGCCGACUACGGAAACGAUCUGCGCGUUGUGGUCCGACCUGCAAAUUUGACGAAAUGCCCCCGCUGCUGGACAUUUACUAGACAUCCCGAAGAAAUAUUGUGCCGGCGUUGCGCCGACGUAAUAAAAGUAUAGAUGGUAUAGAGUAUUAGCAUAAUAGUCGUAUAGAUAAUCGCUUGCCCCC
Gloeophyllum trabeum ATCC 11539 is the source of this 3239-nucleotide messenger RNA. RefSeq names its product isoleucyl-tRNA synthetase. Gene Ontology annotation, biological process: isoleucyl-tRNA aminoacylation. The record is from RefSeq and is a predicted model, not a curated record. Gene Ontology annotation, cellular component: cytosol. The coding region runs from base 98 to 3190 and encodes 1030 amino acids. The transcript is spliced from 19 exons. Gene Ontology annotation, molecular function: aminoacyl-tRNA deacylase activity; tRNA binding; isoleucine-tRNA ligase activity. NCBI's taxonomy places the organism in Eukaryota, Fungi, Basidiomycota, Agaricomycetes, Gloeophyllales, Gloeophyllaceae.